ACUUGUAGUUUCCCAAAUAUAAGUACAAUUAUCCAAUAAAUAACAGAAAUGCACUUCUUUCUUCCUCGAGCUAUACUGACCAUCUUCUACAGUUUUGCGACCUUACAGCAAUGGAGCAAAAAUUGCUCCAGUUGUUGCAGACAUGUAAAAAUGUAAAAGAAUUGAAGCAAACCCAUCUCCAAAUCCUCAUAAAUGGUCUCCAAGAUCGCAGCUUUAUUGUACCAAAACUCGUCAGUCUCUCCUCCGACCUCAUUUCACUUGAUUUUGCAAUCAAUGUGUUUCGAAAUUCAUGUUCUCCUAAUGUUAUUGCAUACAACACAAUGAUCAAAUGCUUCAUAGGGAAGAGUCAUAAAGACUCGUUGCGUACUUAUAAUCAAAUGAGAACGUCAUUGAUUUCACCCAACAGUUUCACCUUCACCUUUCUUCUAAGAUCUUUUGAAUCAGUUGAGGCUUUAGAAGAUGGUAGUUCAGUGCAUUGUCAUAUUGUGAAGUUUGGAUUUAAUUCGAGUGUUUUCGUUCAAAAUAAACUUCUGGAUUUCUAUGCUAAAUGUGGAAGUUUGGAUUUAGCUUGUAAGGUGUUUGAGGAAUUGCCCCAAAGAGAUGUUGUUUCAUGGAACACUAUGAUUGGAGCUUACAUGGCCAAUGGGAAGAUAGAAUCCGCAAUUGGCUUAUUUGAAUCCAUGCCAGAAAGGAACAUUGUGACUUGGAAUUCUGUCGUUGCAGGGCUUUCGAAGAUCGGGAUUAUGGAACUAGCUCGUUCGGUGUUCGAGCGCAUGCCUGAGAGAAAUGAAAUUUCCUGGAACUCCAUGAUAUCGGGAUACAUAAGAGUCGGUGAUGUGAAGACCGCAAAGUCUAUUUUUAAUCAGAUGCCCCUGAAAAGUGUGGUUUCUUGGACAGCAAUGAUAUCAGGAUACACCAUGAUUGGAGAUCUUGAAUUAGCAAGGAGAACUUUUGAUCAGAUGCCAGUUAAAAAUGUGGUCUCGUGGAAUGCAAUGAUUGCAUGUUAUGUUCAUAAUCAUAUGUUUGAUCAAGCUCUUUCCUUGUUUCGUCAUAUGUUAAUCAAUGGUGAGUGUAAACCUGAUCAGACUACUUUAAUUAGUGUAGUAUCUGCUUGUACUCAUUUGGGGUCACUUGAACAUGGAACGUGGAUUGAUUCCUAUAUUAAGAAAAACAAAUUUGACUUGUCGAAUCCGUUAGGCAAUGCUUUGAUAGACAUGUUUGCCAAAUGUGGUGAUAUAAAAAAUGCAAAAGCGGUUUUUGAUCAGAUGACUAAAAGGUGUAUAAUUACGUGGACUACAAUGGUUUCUGGACUUGCUGUUAAUGGGCAGUGUAGAGAAGCCUUAGCACUCUAUGAUAGGAUGUGUUUGGAAGGAAUAAAGCCUGAUGAUGUUAUCUUUAUCGCUGUUCUGUCAGCUUGCACUCAUGGCGGUCUGGUGGAAGAGGGUAAAAGUGUCUUUGAUCAGAUGGUCUAUGAGUUUGGAAUUAAACCCCGAAUUGAGCAUUAUGGCUGCAUGGUUGAUCUGCUUGGUCGAGCAGGGAGGCUAGAAGAAGCAGUCAGAUUCGUAGAAAGCAUGCAUGUGGAGCCUAAUGCAGUUAUUUGGGCUACUCUUCUUUCUGCUUGUAAGAUUCAUGGAAAUGAGAUUUUGUUGGAGUCUGUAACAAAAAAGAUUCUUGAUCGAGAACCUUCAAAUCCUAGCUAUUUAACACUGAUUACAAACUUGAUCUCAUCUGUUGGACGAUGGGAUGACGCUUUGAACUUUCGGGUGGCAAUGAGACAUCAGGGUAUGGAAAAAAUACCAGGUUGUAGCUCAAUCCAAAUAGGGAACAUGGUUCAUGAGUUUCUAGCUAAAGAUGUGAGGCAUGGGAAAAGAAAGGAAAUCUAUGGCGUUUUGCGUAAUCUGAAUGGACAUUUGAAGGUAGAAUAUGAUAUGCAGUGAGGAUAUUCCAAUGGGCUGAUGCACUUUGGAUGCUUCUCUUUUGGAAGAUGUUCUGAGUGACCUUGAAAGAGAUUAAAGAUUAAACCUUUAGACAGUGAAAUGUGUUUGUGCUUAAAUGACUACAGUUGAGUGUUUAUUAUUCAAGAUGGUGGGUUGUAAAACAAGGGAAGGAACACCAGAUAGUGAAUACUCUGUCCUUGUGGUUGAGUUUGCCAGUUCCAAUAAAUUUACCAAAGCUUUUUAUGAGCAGCUAACCACCGAGCAUUGGUCAUUGAAAAGUUCUGAACAACAAGAGCUGAAAGGCAGUAUCGACACCGGAAGGUGCACAGGAUCACUGGAAUAUUUGUGGAUGCAAUUAAUUCACGUUUUGUUUUUUCCAUUUUAUUUGAAGGUGGAGAUCCAUCACCUAGAAUGGAGAGAGUACAAAGAUAAGGAUUGUUUUGUGCCUGUAAAAUUUUUGAACUUUAUGGAGAAAUUUGGAGACUCCCUGGAUAGUCUUGCCUGUAACUAAGACUUGCUUGCUAGAAGAUGCACUAUUUUUGGCUGAGAACACCUUUGCUCAGUUGAUAAGAGUUGAACAAUUUCUUUAAAUAUUCUUGCAGACUUUUAUUGGUGUAUUUUCACUACACUAUUGUAUAUUACCAACAUCGUGGAAUGCUAUUUGAAUUUGGCAUUUCAAGAUUUGGAGAUAAUUUUAGAAAACCAGAAUCUUAUAAAAUCUUAAAAUUUCCUAUUUACCCUUAAUCGUCAUAAUUGGAGAUAUCUGAGAACCUUGAUUCCUAACAUGUUACAGAUUUACAUAUACAUACAAUUUAUACGUGCAUACAUGUUUGUCAUUUGAAAUAUAUACUUAAUCUGUAUUUUCAGUUUCAAAAUUUGCUGAAUAUCAGUGGAUAUAAUACUCUCAACUUAUUUUUGUUAUGAAAACUUGUUUUUGGUUUUUCUUCUAUAUACAUUUGUCCUUUGCAGGCAUGUUCCCUUGCAUUUUAAGGAUAGUUUUCUUUCGACCAAAAAAUAUAUAUAUAUAUAAUUCUCAAAUUCUUCAAGCUUCAAGGAUGAUAGUAGUAUGAAAUUUAUGGUGUGGAUAAUCUUGCUAUGUUCAUUUGCAGAUGAGUUCUGUGAAGCCCACUUGAUGUGUUUCUGAAGCUGCAUCUUUUUGGAGGGCGAAUAGAUUUUAUGAUGCCAUUCAUAGUCUUUUAUCCAGGAAGAUCUGUCAUCCGGGCAUGGUGCACAACCUCUAUUUCCCCAUCAGUAUGCAAUUGUGCAAGCAAUCCAUGGAUCAGGUACUUUGUUGUGAUUUAUUUAUUUAUAUUUAAAAAAGGGUAAAUUUCACUAACCUCUUGAGGUUUGGGAUGUGACUUUGCAUAGUUCGUGAUGUUUCGUUAUAAAGCUGCAAUUUAUGAGCACUACCUUUCCAAGUCUGGCUAGUAAGGUGUCUGAACAAAAACACUAGAAUCAUUCACUUUAAAUGAGUUCUAUUAUACUCUUCUAACCAAUUGUAAAAUGUGUUUUGUUUGUGUGAAGAAAAACAAAAUAAAAAAGAAUAUUACUAUCAAAUUGCUAAAUUGACUUGGGUUGAAGUUGAAUUCAAAUUGAAAAGUUGGACAACACGCCAGGAAAAGAAAAUGUAGCAUUAUACGACUUCAGCAAUCCUGAUCUGUUCAUUUUUUUUCUUCCAAAUUUAUUAGCAGUCUCAAGAAAUACACUAAACUUAGAAGAUCAGAAUUAAGUGAAUGAAACUGUUGAUCCCUCGAAUUUGGUCAUUAAUUUACAUGGUAUAUACUCGUCCGAAACUUCGAAUGAGUGUAAACGCAAUGAAUGUCAAGACAGCAAUAAUGGCUUCUUCACAAGAGCCUCUAUUUCUACACACCUUUUUGCUCAGUUCAUGCACUUGCUGAAAUUUUUUUAAUUACAAUUUUAUUCUAAAAUAAAACUAUCAAAAUACCCUUAUCUUCUCUAUCCAUACCCUAAUCCCCAAACCACCUUAGCUGCCUGUCACCACCCAAGUCACACCCACAAUCAUCAGCCGCCAUCCCAUCCCCCUCCCCUGUCGCUGCCAACCCUUCCCCAGCGUUACCAGCCUGCCCCACUUCUUCUCAAGUGUCAGCAAUCCUCCCCAUUUCCUAAUAUUAACAAGACCCCGUAAUAUUUUUGUCAAACUCAGUACACAAGACCAAAAUGAUAGCGAACUAUAAAUGGUCUUGACUAAGAUUGUAUAAGGAAAAAGAAAGGAUCGCCAAUGCCACAACAGAAUGAUUAGGGUAGUGUUUGCCUUAAACUUCAUCCUUAUCAAGUACGAAGUUAUAAAAGGUAGUACUUCGUGCACGCUUCGCACAUAAAAAAAGUUAAUUCAUGGUCUAAAUUUAUUGUAAGUGUUAAAUUUUCUAUGCACAAGAAUUUCUGUGAUUUUUUUUUUUUUUUAAUGCACAUAUCAUUAUUGAAGUUAUAAAUGCCUUCUGAGUUUCUAUACCAACCCAAAAUAAAGUAAGAAAAAAAAA
Camellia sinensis is the source of this 4435-nucleotide messenger RNA. NCBI's taxonomy places the organism in Eukaryota, Viridiplantae, Streptophyta, Magnoliopsida, Ericales, Theaceae. The record is from RefSeq and is a predicted model, not a curated record.